Molecule: messenger RNA, 410 nt
Organism: Meloidogyne enterolobii
Lineage: Eukaryota; Metazoa; Nematoda; Chromadorea; Rhabditida; Meloidogynidae
Source: the annotation of a GenBank genome assembly
UUUCGAAUUGGUCACUCACUUGUCACGAAAAGUCUCUCCUCGUUCCCUCUUGCCUAGGACCGUUAAAGACUGCACCUGCUUAGGAUUUUAUAACUUCAUUUGUUCCACUUCUUAUUUCUUCUCUCUCCCUUUUUCAAACUACUACUAUUCUUUAUCCUUUAGUUUUUUUCUUUCAUCCUGUACCACCCCCACCCCAAAAAGGACACUCGAGUCUCAAAGCGGGCGAGCCUCUAACAACCCCCCUUCCAGAAAUGCAAUUUUGGGGACUUUUACAAAAAUACCUGCACCACUUUCCAAUAGAAACCCAGGGUGCUAUAUCCAAUGGUACCAAUAAAUCACCUCACAAUGCCCACUCACAAGUAAAAAUAGACAAGCCUGAAAACAAAAUGUGUGGUUGGCGAAGCGCUUAG